This is a messenger RNA of Symbiodinium natans, 720 nucleotides long. The record is from the annotation of a GenBank genome assembly. Lineage: Eukaryota; Dinophyceae; Suessiales; Symbiodiniaceae.
AUGGGUGCCGCAGCGCCCAAGUGUCGUCUUUGCCAACACGGAGGCGAUGAGGAGAGAGCGGGAGGGCUGCUCGAUCUUCCAGGUGUGCAGGUGAUGCCUGAUCAAGACAUAACACCGACCUACGCAACCAGCGAUGCCUCUGAGCCUGGCUCCCCGAGCUCACCGCUCUCUCCGCGCUCUUCGAUUGGACGGUCGCGGAAAGCGUCGUCGGCCGCAGGCGCAGAGACAGACCAAGAGAUGUGGUCCGGCGCCGAAGAUGAUGUCGACCAGGACGACUUCGACUGGAAGAAGUUUGUGUCGCCAAUGCUUGGGAUCAAGGCGAACGACGCCGAGCUGCAGGAGAUCUCGGCGCGGGUGGGAGGCGACUUCGAGGUGCUCCGUGACAUCGAGCAAGAGGAGUUGAACCGAGAAGAACUUCGCGUCGAGCGCGUCUCAAAGGUCGUCAAUCCGGUGCCUGCCAAGCGCAUCGAUACCGAGCGGAUGGUGCGCGCAAGCAUCCGACACAUGCAGGACGCUCGUGGAUUCACCACAGAGGCGCUGGCUGAGGAGGUUGCCAAGCUCCAAUGUGCAGAAGCUCAGGACGGCGACAAAAAUGACGAUGGCAACGAAGCGACAGCAGCCUACAACACCAAGCUGAACAAGCACAUCUCCCGCGCCAUCGUACCCUGCCUGCAUGCUGCCACUGUCACUGUCAUCGGGGAUGGAGUCAUGGUAACCUAG